AUGGAUGAAGCAGACGUGAUUAGUAUAACAAGACCAACAACUGAUUAUAAUAAUAUUGAAGAUGAAGAUGACCAAGUCAAUGUUGACAUUGAAAUGUCUGAUGGUCAAGAUCAAGGCAAUUCAAUUGUUACUCCUGGUGAACUAAUAACAGAAGACCCAAUCUGGAUGAAAGGUCAUGGUACAUACUUUUUAAAUGAUAAAACAUACUCAUCAGUAGCAGGAAACAUUUCAAGAGUUAAUAGAUUAUUAAGUGUUAUACCAUUAAGAGGAAAAUAUAGCCCAGAAACCGGUGAUCACGUGAUUGGGCGUAUUACUGAAGUUGGUAACAAACGAUGGAAAGUAGAUAUUGGAGCUAAACAAGAUGCUGUUUUAAUGUUGGGUUCAGUGAAUUUACCAGGUGGUGUUUUACGAAGAAAAUCAGAAUCUGAUGAGUUACAAAUGAGAAAUUUUUUGAAAGAAGGUGAUUUAUUAAAUUGUGAGGUGCAAACUAUAUUCAAUAAUGGUAUGGCUUCAUUGCAUACCAGAUCUUUGAAAUAUGGAAAGUUAAGAAAUGGUAUUUUUUUGAAAGUACCAAGUUCAUUGAUUGUCAAAUCCAAGAAUCAUGCGUUCGAUUUACCAGGUAAUGUUUCCAUUGUGCUAGGAUCCAAUGGCUACACAUGGCUUUAUAAAACUCCAAAGACAAAUAAAUCUAAGGAAAGCAGUGCUCCUGGAAUUACAAGACUCGAAGAAGAAAGUUCAUGGGAAAUUUACAGUGACAAGAAUGAGUUUAUUGAUGUUCAAACCAGGCAUAACAUAGCUAAAUACUAUAAUAUUUUGAAAUCAUUAGCUGCUAAAGAACAAAAAAUAAAUAGUGAAGUAUUAAUCGAAGCAUUCGACUAUUAG
Molecule: messenger RNA, 882 nt
Organism: Candida tropicalis MYA-3404
Lineage: Eukaryota; Fungi; Ascomycota; Pichiomycetes; Serinales; Debaryomycetaceae
Product: exosome non-catalytic core subunit
Exons: 1
Coding region: 1-882 (293 amino acids)
Biological process (GO): exonucleolytic trimming to generate mature 3'-end of 5.8S rRNA from tricistronic rRNA transcript (SSU-rRNA, 5.8S rRNA, LSU-rRNA); U4 snRNA 3'-end processing; TRAMP-dependent tRNA surveillance pathway
Cellular component (GO): cytoplasmic exosome (RNase complex); nuclear exosome (RNase complex)
Molecular function (GO): RNA binding
Source: RefSeq, a predicted model, not a curated record